This is a messenger RNA of Soboliphyme baturini, 234 nucleotides long. The record is from the annotation of a GenBank genome assembly. Lineage: Eukaryota; Metazoa; Nematoda; Enoplea; Dioctophymatida; Soboliphymatidae.
AUGCAACGUGGUGAUGUGGUGAUCACCAAGGACGUCCGACAGACGACGACCACCGAGGUGUUUUUGCGUUCGCACCCCACUCAUCGAACGACCGACCGAUCGGUGACCAGUAAAGCGUUUCUUCGAAUAUGUUCCGGCACGAAACUGAAAAAUCCAACUCAAGUGAUCGCGCCUUAUAUUUUCACCAACACGACCACCGGAAACGCAAACACUGUUUCACUAAUCUGUCCCUGA